AUGGCGGUCAUUGACCACAAUGUCGUUCAUCCGGUUUCUGCGGUUCAUUCCCACCCAGGUCAUCCUAGCGAGGGUUCUCGUGCUAUCCACAACAGUACUCCGAGUCUUAUAGACCCUGUGCACUUGGCCCAGCAUAUGAACCGGCUUAAUGUCGACGGAGAGAGAGUCGCUCAAAGAAACAAGCAAAAUGCGAAAUCCUCUCCGGCUGUCGAGUCUAUCCCACGUACUCCCUUGUAUCUGGGAUACAUCUUCUCCAAGUCAAGCGCCACUCCCGGACAGAAACCCACGUGGGGUCGUGCUGAACGCUCCCCCCUGCAUAUGAGCCAGACCGAACUGCUCAAAAUGGUCCAGAAGCGAGCCAGCAAGACCCCGUCCGACCAGCAGUAUAGCGUUCUAUCAAAGGUCAAGCGGGCCCAUGUGGAGCGCUUGCUUGAGGAUCAUCGACGAAACGAUCCUCGCUUUGAUUGGAGCUGUGUCUAUGCGAAAGAAGAGGAAAGGCCAUUCAAGGGCAAAAACUCUCGCCGUGGUGAUUACGAGACCGUCGCUGUGGAGGUGAUUAUUAUGAGAGUCCCAGCGGCCCCGUCCAUUCCCAAGGCGCCCACGAAUGGAGCUGUCCACCCCGAGCACUUUAAGCCAGAGGAGAGAGUCAUUGAAGAGACCAAAACGCCACUGAACGAGGAAGAGCCCACGCCGGUCAACCAUAAUACUCACCACACUGUCCAGUGGGCUAAGCCGGAAGUCCAAUAUGCGCCUGCAAUGAUGAAUCCCGUCCAGCGGCCACAUCCCUCCCAGUUCCAUCAAAACCCUCCCCCUCCCCCGCCUACUCAGGGUCCUAUGAUGGACAGAAGGCACCUUCCACCCCAAGGUCCAUGGCUCCAAAUGCCCCCAGUCGAUGUGCACCAACAGCCGGGCUUGUUUGGAGUCCCUAGAGCUGAUUUUGGUAACGGCCCAAUGGGAGCGCCGAUUCAAAGCGGCCCCCGGCCUGCUCCGCUAGGCCCCGGUAUAGCGUUUCACCCAGGACGGAGACCUGACCAUGGCCACGCCCCUUACGCUGCGCAUGCCAAAAACGGGUUCCCAAAGCCGGACUUUGCCAAUGCGACUGUUCAUCAGGAGCGCACUCCUAACCCAGUGAAGGUGUCCGCGCCUGCUGAGCGCUCUCCGGAGCGACCCGUUGACCGUCACGUCGAACGUCCGAUUGAACGCCCUAUUGAGCGCCCCGUGGAGCGCCCCGUUGAACGUCCCAUCGAGCGUCCUAUCGAGCGCUCCAUUGAACGUCCCGUGGAGCGCCCUGUUGAGCGUCGCGCUGAAUCCCAGCCAGGAUUGCCUCUUAAGGAUAACCCAGUAGAUGACGAUUCAGAACUCUCUGAUUCUGAUGAUGAGAGUAUCGCGACAGAGGAGUCGGAAGAGGUCGCAGAAAAGUCUCAGCCAUGGCGUGGAAGUCUGUAUCGCCGGGACUCUUCCCCCAAACAAGACGAUGAGGAUUUAGAGUCGGCCUACCGUUCUCACUCUCGAAAGCAGCCCAACAAGAAAAAUGCUCUUGUGGUCAAGCCAGCCCAAAGCCGCUACCAAACUGGUUACGCUGAUGUAGUUCCGGAGACCAGCAAGGAUACCAGCGAACAGUUGUUGAACGAUCAACCUCGGGACUUCGCUGUGCAGGGAACCCGAGGUCGUCCCAAGGUUAUCCAGGAGUCCGUCAGUCCCACUCUCGUAGACCCAGCGGUGCAACUGGAUGACAGGCUCCGGGGACGAACCCGGAAUGACAUUCGAACCCGAAUUCUCGAUGAUCGGGAAGCACGACUCGAGCGCCGAGAGAAAUUGAUCGAUUAUCGUGCCCGGAUGCUUGACGAUAAACUCGAAGAAGCACGUUACUUGGACCGAUUCAUGACUUUGCGCGACCCUUCUUAUUUCUGUUCUCAUCGCCAUACCCACGGUAUGAGAGAUGGGUUUUAUUAA
Molecule: messenger RNA, 1953 nt
Organism: Aspergillus wentii DTO 134E9
Lineage: Eukaryota; Fungi; Ascomycota; Eurotiomycetes; Eurotiales; Aspergillaceae
Exons: 1
Coding region: 1-1953 (650 amino acids)
Source: RefSeq, a predicted model, not a curated record